AUGUCGACCAGACAAAUCUUUCCAACCUCGCUCAGAGAUGUCCCACCGGGCGACGAAACGGGCGAAUAUUAUAUCACCUUUUGCAACUUGACGUUCAACACGACUUGGCAAGAGAUGAAAGACUGGGUCUCAGCAUCAUGUCCCGUCGAUUACAUUGAGGUAUUCUCGUCGAGCUGUUCGGGAUGGAUGCGCAUCAAGGGCAAAGACAACUUUGAGAAAGCACUGGCACACCUGCAACGCGAGCAUUUCAAGGACCGACUUCUGCUCUUUGACAGCCGGAACGAAACCCAAGCCAUUAAGAUCAAGUUCAAAGAGACCAGCCCGAAGCCGAAGCAUGUUAGGAGAAAACGCUCUCCUCGUGGAAAUCGGGUUCAAGGAGAGCCAUGCGAGACUCUCGUGCCUCAGAACCGUCACGCCGUCCAGACUCCUCCUUAUGACCACGCGUGGUCGAGUCAAUUUGAUCAUGUCCAUGACGCCGAGGCCGCGAAAAGGAGGGCGUACGAAGAUUAUGUUGCCUUUGCUUCUUCUCUCGUGUACAACACGAGGCUGCAGAGCGCCUUGCCGAUGCAGUAUCCGGUGUCUGCCUUUCCGUACUAUCAGGCGGAAUACUAUAACGGCGCAGGCAUGGGCUUUUACGGUAAUCCUUACUCCCCAUAUCUCUUUGGUGGAAGCCCAGCGGUUUACCCACCGCAGCUCUUCUCUUUCACUGGCGGACUCUCUGUCUGGAAUCAUCUUGGCCCAUUCACUUCAUCACCUCCUAAGUGGUAG
Messenger RNA from Trichoderma reesei QM6a, 768 nucleotides. RefSeq lists its product as uncharacterized. The record is from RefSeq and is a predicted model, not a curated record. Bases 1 to 768 code for a protein of 255 amino acids. Gene Ontology annotation, molecular function: nucleic acid binding. Lineage: Eukaryota; Fungi; Ascomycota; Sordariomycetes; Hypocreales; Hypocreaceae. The transcript is spliced from 5 exons.